Molecule: messenger RNA, 579 nt
Organism: Solanum lycopersicum (tomato)
Lineage: Eukaryota; Viridiplantae; Streptophyta; Magnoliopsida; Solanales; Solanaceae
Source: RefSeq, a predicted model, not a curated record
AUGGAACUUAGCGGUCGUGUUAAUGGGCUGGGGAUGGAGUUGUUGAAUCAGUCCAAUUACAAGUCAUACAAGAAGUGGAAGCAGGUUAAUGCGAAGGCGGAGUUCAUUGUGAAGAGGACAAUCUCCUCCGAUUUAUUUGAUCACAUUAUAAAGAGUAAAUCAGCUCACGAGAUAUGGAGGACCCUCGAUCACUUGUUCAACAAGAAGAAUGAAGCUCGGCUGCAAAUAUUGGAGAAUGAAUUGGCUAACACCACUCAAGGUAACCUUUUUAUCGUCGAGUACUUUUUGAAGAUUAAGAACUUAUAUUCUGAGAUAUCUUUGUUGAAUCGGGAAGAGGCUAUUUUGGAAGCACGAAUGAGAAGAAUAUUCAUUCGUGGACUAAAACCUGAAUAUAUUCCAUUUUUGACGUCGAUUCAAGGAUGGGCUCAACAACCAAUCUUGGAGGAAUUUAAAAAUUUAGUGUCGUCCCUGGAAUUAGUAGCCAAGCAAUUGGCUAGUGUGUUUGUCAAAAACAAAGAAGAAGAUGCUCUUGCAGCAGACAAGAGAAACAUUAAAAGAAAAAUAGGAGAUAUGCCAUAA